GGAGCUCAUAUUUCCCUACCAACCCUCCUAAAACAUUCAAGAGUGCGACGACUCAUCAUUUCCUAGUUUUAGGCCAUGGCUCAUUUCAUCCAUCUAUCACUGCUGAUGGGUCUUCAUUUUUUCUCUCUGAAUUACUUCAGCUGUGGAACCUCUGAUCUGACGUUUUAUGAAGAACCCAAAAGCUGGAUUGACGCGCUGCAGCACUGCCGCAACAACAGAUCUUCCCUAGUUGAAAUUCGUAACGAGGCUUCGCAAAAAGAUGUAGAGGAACUGCUGCAAAAUAAAACACAAGUAAUGAACGGAAACGAGGUUUGGAUCGGUCUGGAAAGGUCCAUCUUUGGUUGUGGCGUCGCUUGGAAGUGGAUUUCAGGAUCAGAGUUUAAAAAUAGCUCUCUGUGGAACAACGGCUUAGCUGUGGACCCCUUCAACCAUCACUGUGGAAAGAUCAUCUGGUCUGAAAACCAAUCCAAGUUGCAGGAUGCCAACUGCCAAUAUCCCCUGCCCUUCAUCUGCCAAGAUCCAAUCUGAUGAAUGUUAUUUGAUUUUUUUUGCUGUUUUUCCUUUGCAGUCAAACAAAGGCCUCACUUUUAUCAACUGCGAUAAAGAUGAAGGUGUAUCAUCUUAAUAGCUUGUUUUCUGUUUCAGCAACACAGGUCUCUCCCCCUUGUGAUGAUAAUUAAAGAAUCAUAGUGUGCAGGAAAUGACGGGGGCCAACCAGCUUAUCCUUUUGAUUCUUGUUCCAGUGACUUCUGGAUUUUGUAUUCUCUUUUUAUUUGUUCUCUUAUGACUGAUUUAAUAUUCUUCUCUGUAAAACCACUUUGAUUAAAUGUUGUACGCAGCAAAGCGCUGGGGCUUGCUCUAUAUUAUUCAUCCAAUAAACAUCUUCCUCUUCUCA
Molecule: messenger RNA, 895 nt
Organism: Notolabrus celidotus (New Zealand spotty)
Lineage: Eukaryota; Metazoa; Chordata; Actinopteri; Labriformes; Labridae
Product: lithostathine-like
Exons: 4
Coding region: 76-528 (150 amino acids)
Source: RefSeq, a predicted model, not a curated record